Molecule: messenger RNA, 750 nt
Organism: Prunus avium (sweet cherry)
Lineage: Eukaryota; Viridiplantae; Streptophyta; Magnoliopsida; Rosales; Rosaceae
Source: RefSeq, a predicted model, not a curated record
AUGCAACACUGCUGUUUAGAGACUGAAGCUCCAGUAUUGGUCUAUGAACUCGCCUGCAAUGGGACCCUGUUCGACUACAUUCAUCAUACCAAUGAGAAAAGUUCAUUGCCUUGGGAUAUCCUUUUGAAGAUAGUCACAGAAUCUGCAGUUGCUCUUGCGUAUCUUCAUUCUGCGGCAGACUCAUCAAAACAAAUGAUCAUUCAUGGAAAUGUCAAGUCUUCCAACAUACUUUUAACUGAUUGUUUCAUGGCCAAAAUCUCCGGUUUUGGACCUUCAAGGUUGGUCCCUAGUACUGAAUCCCAGAUAAGCACAUUGGUUCAAGGGACACUUGGUUAUCUAGAUCCGGAGUAUCUCCAUACAGGCCAGCUGACAGACAAGAGCGACGUUUAUAGCUUUGGAGUCGUCUUGUUAGAACUUUUAACUGGGGAGAUGCCCGUAUCCUUUGAUAGACCAGAAAAUCAAAGAGUUAUAAUGCCCUAUUUCCUUUUGUCUGCAGAAAAAUGUGGCCUCUUUCAGAAUGUUGGGCCACAACUUGUAAAUGAGGGAAGCAGAGAACAAGUCAGAGCAGUUGCGGACCUUGCUAAGAGCUGCCUCAAGUUGAGUAGAGCAGAAAGGCCAACAAUGGAACAAGUGGCCAGGGAGCUACAUAGGCUAUCCAACACGUAUCCUAGAGUUAAAGUUGACAGCCAUGACACUGAAAGUGAAAGGUUUUCUAGAGCUGUACCCAGUGUGGAUCCAAACCGUGCGUAA